Messenger RNA from Sorghum bicolor (sorghum), 1098 nucleotides. Its product is annotated as homeobox-leucine zipper protein HOX3. The record is from RefSeq and is a predicted model, not a curated record. Gene Ontology annotation, biological process: regulation of DNA-templated transcription. Gene Ontology annotation, molecular function: DNA-binding transcription factor activity, RNA polymerase II-specific; sequence-specific DNA binding. The transcript has 4 exons. Lineage: Eukaryota; Viridiplantae; Streptophyta; Magnoliopsida; Poales; Poaceae. Bases 69 to 761 code for a protein of 230 amino acids.
GUCUUCGCUUGCCCCCCUUCUCCCCCUCACCUCCCUUUUUCUUGUUCCUGUGUCUGCAUUGGCUGGCGAUGGGGUCCACUUCUCCUUCAGGCCUGGAGCUCACCAUGGCUGUCCCCGGCCUCAGCUCCUCCUCUGGCUCAGAGGGGUUUGGAUGCAACAACAACGGGAACGGGAACGGGAACAACAUGAGGGACCUGGACAUGAACCAGCCGGCGAGCGGCGGCGAGGAGGAGGAGUUCCCAAUGGGAAGCGUGGAGGAGGAGGAAGACGAGCGCGGCGGCGCCGGCGGGCGCGGGCCGCACCGCUCCAAGAAGCUCCGCCUCUCCAAGGAGCAGUCCCGCCUGCUGGAGGAGAGCUUCCGCUUCAACCACACCCCCACACCGAAGCAAAAAGAGGCCUUGGCUGGCAAGCUCCAGCUGCGGCCCAGGCAGGUGGAGGUCUGGUUCCAGAACCGCAGGGCUAGGACGAAGCUGAAGCAGACGGAGCUGGAGUGCGAGUACCUGAAGCGGUGCUUCGGCUCGCUGACCGAGGAGAACCGGCGGCUGCAGCGGGAGGUGGAGGAGCUGCGCGCGAUGCGGGUGGCCCCGCCCACCGUGCUCUCCCCGCACUCCCGGCAGCCGCUCCCGGCAUCCGCGCUCACCAUGUGCCCGCGCUGCGAGCGCAUCACCGCCGCGACCGCCGCGCGUACGCCUCGCCCGGCCGCAGCCGCAGCCGCGGGCAGCAACCCCUUCCACCCGCGCCGCCCGUCCGCGGCGUUUUAGCCUCCAUCGAUCAACUGCAUGCUACUCUAGUAAGGAAGGAUGAAAGUUUGUUUAGGGGCGGCAAGGCAAAAGUGUUUGUGUUGUGUAAAUUUGAUGAUGGAUGGAUGGAUGGAUGGAGAAAAUUAACCUGCGUGGGCUCGAGUAGCUAGGUGUAGUAGGGUUUGGACUUUGGUGCUAGCUCCAUUCCAUGCCAUGGCUCAAAAGUUUGUAGCUUCCUGUCGUCGGCACUCCCUCGUGUAUUGCCUUCGGGCCCUUCGAUCUAGAUAUCUGAUGACGAUGGGCCGUUUCUGUUUCUAUAUGGCUGUCGAAUGUCGAUGCAGCCUACUGCUGUUGUUUC